Larimichthys crocea (large yellow croaker) is the source of this 4882-nucleotide messenger RNA. RefSeq names its product adenylate cyclase type 1. Lineage: Eukaryota; Metazoa; Chordata; Actinopteri; Sciaenidae. Gene Ontology annotation, molecular function: adenylate cyclase activity. Gene Ontology annotation, cellular component: plasma membrane. The record is from RefSeq and is a predicted model, not a curated record. Gene Ontology annotation, biological process: adenylate cyclase-activating G protein-coupled receptor signaling pathway; cAMP biosynthetic process; intracellular signal transduction.
AUGGCUGACAAGGAGGAAAACGCAGCGCUGAAGCAGGCUACCACUGAGAAUCACUGCAGGCGGAUAAAGACCCUGGGCGACGGUUACUACUGCGUGUCGGGCCUGACCCAGCCCAAGGCAGACCACGCCCACUGCUGUGUGGAAAUGGCGGACAUGAUUGACACGAUCGCGUCAUGGGUGGAGGCGACGGAGGUGGAUCUGAACAUGCGUGUUGGUCUGCACACGGGACGGGUACUGUGCGGCGUGCUGGGCCUCAGGAAAUGGCAGUAUGACGUCUGGUCGAAUGACGUCACGCUGGCAAAUGUAAUGGAGGCCGGAGGGCUGCCUGGCAAGGUGCACAUCACGAGGAACCACCUGGAGUGUUUGAACGGAGACUACGAGGUGGAACCGGGCUGCCACGAGAGACAUGCCUUCCUUCAGAAACAUCACAUAGAGACAUAUUUCAUCGUGCCAUCACACAGACGUAAAAUUUUUCCAGUCCAUCUGUCAGACAUCAAACCAGCCAAGAGGAUGAAGUUUAAGACGGUGUGCUACCUGCUUGUCCAGCUGAUGCACUGCAGGAAGAGGUUCAAGGCCGAGAUCCCCUUCUCCAAUGUCAUGACCUGCGAGGAUGACGACAAGCGGAGAGCCCUGCGGACCGCGUCGGAGAAGCUGAGGAAUCGGACGUCCUUCUCAGCCACCGCCGUGCAGCACUCGCCGGGAACGCGAGUCAACCGCUACAUCGGUCGGCUCAUUGAGGCGCGGCAGACUGAGUCCGAGACAUCAGACCUCAACUACAUCACCCUGUUCUACAAGAGAAGAGACAGAGAGCGCAGGUAUCAUCAGGUGUAUGACGACCAUUUCAUCAGUGCAGUGGUUCUCUCUCUGAUCCUCGCUGCUCUGUUUGGCCUUAUCUAUUUGCUAAUGAUCCCACAGGGGAUGCUGGUGCUGCUGCUGCUGGUGCUGUGUGUGUGUUUCCACGUGGCCUGUGUCAUGUACCUGCAUCUCACCAGUGUUCAGUGCCAGCCGGGCUGCCUCACCAUCCAGAUCCGAACAGUGCUGUGCAUCUUCCUCGUUCUGCUCACCUACUCCGUCACCCAGGCCUGUGUGGUGGGAUGUGUUCCUUGGGGGAUGGUCGGGAUGAACUCCAGCGACCCGGUGGACGACGUCCCCGCAGACACCAACAGCACGGGAGUGGACCGAGCCUGUCCCAAUAUGGCGUACGCCCUGCUGUCCUGCGUGGCCGGCACCCUCACUCUCGUUCCCUACCUCCGAGUCUCCUCGCUCCCCAAGAUCCUCCUGCUCCUCCUCCUCUCUGUCACCUACACCGUCGUCAUGGAGACCAGCGGCUAUCGCCAAGCUGUGGGAGGAGGGUUCCUCCACACGCGGGGGUACGAUCCUGUGUUGGCGGUCCUGCUGUUUUCUGGAGCUCUGGCUCUGCAUUCAAGACAGCUGGACCUGAAGCUGCGGCUCGACUAUCUGUGGGCUACUCAGGCGGAGGAGGAGAGAGACGACAUGGAGAAGGUGAAGCUGGACAACAAGAGGAUCCUGUUCAACCUGCUGCCGGCUCAUGUGGCUCAACACUUCCUCAUGUCAAAUCCCAGGAACAUGGACCUGUACUAUCAGUCCUACGCUCAGGUCGGAGUGUUGUUCGCCUCCAUCGCCAACUUCAACGACUUCUACAUCGAGCUGGACGGGAACAACAUGGGUGUUGAGUGUCUCAGGCUCCUCAAUGAGAUCAUCGCUGACUUUGAUGAGCUGAUGGACAAAGAGUGCUAUAGGGAUAUUGAGAAAAUCAAGACUAUUGGCAGUACAUACAUGGCUGCAGUAGGGCUGGUUCCUACAACGGCCUCCAAGGCGAAGAAGUCCAUCACCUCACAUUUAUGCACAGUGUCAGAUUUCGCCAUCGAGAUGUUUGACGUCCUGGAUGCCAUCAACUACCAGUCGUACAAUGACUUUGUCCUGAGAGUAGGUAUCAACGUGGGGCCGGUGGUCGCAGGAGUGAUUGGAGCCAGAAGACCUCAGUAUGACAUCUGGGGAAACACAGUGAACGUGGCCAGCAGGAUGGACAGCACUGGAGUACAAGGAAAGAUACAGGUGACGGAGGACGUGCAUCGCCUCAUCACCGACCACUACAACUUUGUCUGCCGCGGCCAGGUCAGCGUGAAGGGCAAAGGCCAGAUGCUCACGUACUUCCUGGAAGGGCGCACACAGGGCAGGAGGCCGUCUCAAGUCCAGCAGCAGAGCGGCAACGCGGAGCGCCGGUCGAGCGCGUUCACCCACGGCAGCGUGUGCACCAGGCUGAGCCCCGCCCCCACCGUCGCCACCUACGCCACCAUCAGGACCCCGAGCCCAAGCGUGGCCAAACCGACCACCUCCACCAGCACCACCAGGUACCUGCCCUCUGUCCCCACGGCAAUGGUGUGACGGAUGCUGUCUCCAUGGUGACCGUGGAAAAACAAGAAAACGAGAGUGGAUGUGGGGAAAUGGCGCAGAUGGCAACAAGAUAGCGGGUAGCAGAGAGAGCUUAUUAAAAGAUCAGAGCCGUUGUCCACUCUUCUUCUACUGUCUGUGGGACGCAGAGAGGCGGAGACACUGAUCGCCCAAUGGGACGCCCUGGACUCGUGGAGGGGGGUGGGGGCUCGGACUGAUCACGGCGGUCUGAGGCGGCCUCGUACUCUCCCUCCACACUCGAGCCACCCUGCUUGUUGUUUCACACAGCGGGGUGUCACGGACAGGAUACAGGAGGCUUUAGCCACGUUGCUCUGUAACCAAUCAAAGGCCAAGGGUGUCUCCGCGAUUUCAGAGUCGACCCCGCGGCUUUGAUAAACUAAAAACAAAAACACACAAAAACACUAUCAACAUCAUUGAUAGUGUAGCACGCAAGCCUCUCUCUCUCUCUCUCUCUCUCUCUCUCGACGACCACAUCCGGAAAUUCCUUUAACAACUUUAGCGACCCCCCUUUUUUCUCUCAGUAUAAAACCAAAUCAGUGCUGUUGCCUUAGCGACCACUCCUCACAACAAGUUUCUUGCCAUUUUUUUUUUUUUUUUUGUUGCCUUUUAAGAUCCUUUAUCGAUUCAUUGGACAUCAGCUCAGAUGAAUUAAUUACAGGGGGCAUUACUGUCCACGAGAUACACGUUUUCUUUAAAAGUGGAUGAAGCCAAAUGUAUAAUUGUAAAUGGCAGUUCAUGGUAUAAAACUUGCAAAAACACCGCAGGGCAUUGCCUUCAAUCAUUCCCGGGUCGGGUGAUACCAUUCCAUUCGUGGGCCCCCUUUCUCUCACUUUAAACCUUCAAAAAAACGGCACAUGAGCUAAACUCUUGAUUCCCUGAGCCCGAGCCGCUCAGCGUCUUUAAGUGCAUGAUGCCACACUGCUGCAUUCCAGUCAUGUUUGCUGUCUGUUUCCUUCCCUGUGAUGCUUGACUUCCAGAUUCUUCCUCGUCAAAGUGUAGCAAUAAAGCGGUCUGUCCUAUCUAUCUCAGCCUAAUUCACCCGCUCCCCCACCCCUGCAUGCUGUAGCCAGCUGGAUCCUAUUUUGACCUGAUAGUGUAUGUAGCCAAUAGAGUGUGCAUAGCUAUAGCCACACACGGUCUGUAUCUCUGUGGAGUUGAAAAGCAUGACUUAGAAAACUUAUUUUCUGUAUUGUGCGAGUGUGAUUCCUUCCUCAUGGAGUUAUAUUUAAAAAACAAAAAAGAAAACUUUUUUCUGCGUGCUUGUUUAUUAAGAAAUAUUUUCUAUGGUUCAAAUAUUCUGUUUUACUAUUUUUAUGAACUCAAAGCUGCUUUGGUAAAGGAGAGGUGACACCUGCGUGUCUGGCUUCCUCAUAUAAAAUCCAGAUGAUUUAUUUUAUAGUAUAGCUAUAAGCAUGCGACUCACGGUGUGGCUUAACACGGCCAUUGACUCUCCUCUGAUCUGUCCUAGCAUGCACUGCCUGCAAGCCUGUGGCUCGUACAUGCAUGCUUUGAUGAAACAUUAAUACAGGCCGAGCGGCGGACACACAGUGACUCUGUUUCAAUGUAGUCCUCAUGCAUGCGCUAAAAGGUAGCGGUCCUCUUGAAUGUAUGGUGCUUUUUUGACCCCGUUUUUUUUUUGGAGUUUGGUGUGCAAACCUUUUCGAGGACGUUUUUUUUUCUGGUUCAGGAUGGUUUGACAUCAGGCCGGAGGUCCUUCCUCCUCCUCCUUCCUCCUCCUCCUCCUUCCCCGCUCCUGCUGUAGUCAACAGGUAGCCGGUUUUUCAAAUGUGCCAACCUAUUUUCAUAAACAUAUCAGACUUUUCUUGUCGAGCUGUAGCACAACUUGAAUGUGUGGCUACGGCGAUCGUGGAUUUCCUUCUGUUGGAUGCCUGUAUUUUUACUGUUUGAGCUGUUUUUUUUUCUUUUACAGUUUUGUAACUCAAAAAUGACGGCAAAGUGUUUUUGCUUUUGGAGAGAUUUAUUUGGACACCAUAACCGAAAUGACGUUGUUGUACUUCUUAUGAUAUUUGAAAUAGAUUUUAAAGUCUAUAUAGUAGCUUGAAUGCUUACUUUGAGUUUCUAAGAGAUUAAAAAUGAGGAUUUUUAUACACUUGCUUUAAACAGUUGAUGGAAAGUCGGUGGAAAGUAGUUAUGUACAAUAUUUUUCCUGUAAAUUGGAUAUUUUCAUACUGUAUGAUACGGGUUUCAAUUGUUAUAUGUAGGUAUUACUAUCUAUUAUUGUACAUUGUAGAGUCUUUUUCAGAGAUAUAUUAUGAAUGAUCCGAUAUUUGUCGAGUUCUUUUGUUGAAGAUGUAUUUAUCGAGAUGUUUUAUGUGAAUGUACAUUUUGUUAAAGACGAUAUUUUAUACUAAGUGUUUGCACUGCGAUGAUAUUGACGUAUUACGAUUAUAAAAAUAAAGCCAGCGGGGACGAGUCUCCUGGAGUAAGA